AUGGUCCCUCUUGCAACUCGCUACUAUUUUCUAUUAACCGAAACGCCGAGACGACCAAAACGAAGAGGCAGUGCGAGUGGGAGCAUGAACACUGUUUCAUAUGCACCUGAAAUAACCAGUAGUGGUAUGUCGUCAAGACGACCAAGAAGGGGCAGUGCGAGUGGAAGCACGAACCCAAUUUCAUCUGCAACUGGAUCCAAGACAGGAUACAAACGUGAGAUAGCAGCACUGGAGUUUCUCCUGGGAAUACCCAUGAAAGCAGAACGGGAUAUUGUUCACCAAGGGUGGUUACAGCAAAAUGGAAUGGUAGAUAUGAAACGAAAUAAUAAAAAGGCAGACGAUGCUGCUGCUAUGAACCCCGCCUUAUCCCGUUGA
Molecule: messenger RNA, 375 nt
Organism: Cylindrotheca closterium
Lineage: Eukaryota; Bacillariophyta; Bacillariophyceae; Bacillariales; Bacillariaceae
Source: the annotation of a GenBank genome assembly